Molecule: messenger RNA, 1020 nt
Organism: Gongylonema pulchrum
Lineage: Eukaryota; Metazoa; Nematoda; Chromadorea; Rhabditida; Gongylonematidae
Source: the annotation of a GenBank genome assembly
AUGAGCAAGCCAAAGGUCGGAAUCAAUGGAUUCGGUCGCAUUGGACGACUUGUCCUGAGGGCUGCAGUUGAAAAGAAUACCGUGGAAGUUGUGGCCGUCAAUGAUCCGUUCAUCAACAUUGAUUACAUGGUAUACAUGUUCAAAUAUGAUUCAACUCAUGGCCGCUUCAAGGGUGAUGUGUGUGCGGAAGGUGGCAAGCUUGUUGUUUCGUUUGGUGGUUCCACUCAUCAAAUCACUGUACACAACAGCAAGGACCCCGCCGAAAUCCCGUGGGGAGCCGACGGCGCGGAAUAUGUGGUGGAAUCCACAGGUGUUUUCACAACCAUUGAGAAGGCCAAUGCCCACAUGAAAGGUGGCGCCAAGAAGGUGGUCAUCUCGGCGCCAUCCGCCGACGCGCCGAUGUUUGUGAUGGGUGUCAAUGAAGAUAAGUAUGAUAAGAAUACCAACCACAUCAUCUCGAAUGCCUCCUGCACUACCAACUGUCUGGCACCGCUCGCUAAGGUGAUCCAUGACAAAUUUGGCAUCAUUGAGGGACUGAUGACCACUGUGCACGCGACAACCGCCACUCAGAAGACCGUCGACGGACCGUCCGGGAAAAUGUGGCGAGAUGGCCGUGGCGCUGGCCAGAACAUCAUUCCAGCCAGCACUGGCGCUGCUAAAGCUGUCGGGAAAGUCAUUCCGGCUCUUAAUGGGAAACUUACCGGUAUGGCUUUCCGUGUGCCAACACCGGAUGUCUCAGUGGUUGAUCUCACUUGCCGUCUUGAGAAGGGCGCAAGCAUGGAUGAAAUUAAAGCCGUUGUGAAAGCAGCUGCUGAGGGACCGAUGAAAGGAAUUCUUGGAUACACCGAAGAUCAGGUUGUUUCAACGGACUUCACCGGCGAUCCACGCUCGUCGAUCUUCGAUGCCUUGGCAUGCAUUUCACUGAAUGCGAACUUCGUCAAGUUGAUUUCGUGGUACGAUAAUGAGUACGGCUACAGCAACCGUGUCGUCGACCUCAUCUCGUACAUCGCGAGCAAGUGA